This is a messenger RNA of Aspergillus wentii DTO 134E9, 980 nucleotides long. RefSeq lists its product as uncharacterized. The record is from RefSeq and is a predicted model, not a curated record. NCBI's taxonomy places the organism in Eukaryota, Fungi, Ascomycota, Eurotiomycetes, Eurotiales, Aspergillaceae. The coding region runs from base 77 to 733 and encodes 218 amino acids. The transcript has a single exon.
GUGGCAACCACUGCGACGUCUCAGCUAUAUAAAGCCAGCAGCCACAUCCCCAUUUCCAUCCCAACAAACAAUCAAAAUGUCACCUCCAGAAAACGACUCAAAGAGCGUUGCCUCGUCCGACCUGUCGGCUCACGAAGAUCUCCCCGACGGCCGAAUCUUCCAUGUCUACCACACCCCAUCACACUUUAACCUCACCGUCCACGACGCCGACAAAAAACAACUCUUCUACGUGAAGAACUCGUCGUUCCGAAUCGGCAAGCCAGACGUGACGUUCCAUGCAGGAGAAGAUCAAAAUGCUCCUGUCGCCGCCGUAUGCAAGUUCAUCAACUUUGCGCGCCAUUCCCGCGUUGGCCUCGGUGACCCCAAAGACCCCAACAACAUCGUCUGGGAGGACAUGUACCGGAAUACCCUGAAGAAGAUCAGCUACACAUACGAGACGUUGCUCCCCGGAGUAGACGGGCAUCACGAGCGGCGAACGUUGAACUGGAAACGGACAUGUUCGUACGGUAUCGGCGAGGACAUGCCAUCCAAGGCGAGCGCGAGAAACUUCAAGCUGAUCGACGAGGACGGGCGGCUGAUCGCAGUGUUCUUGAAUAAUGGGCAUAAAAGCUAUCACAAGUGUGGCAAGCUUCAGAUCAACGUGGAUUAUGGGAGUCAGUUUGAUUUGAUGGUGAUGAUUACGGGGUUGUCGGUGUUGGAGAAGGAGAGGCGGAGGAGUCGGAAUAACAAGUAACUUGGCAUCACUAUGGAGUUUUAUCUUCAUGUACAUAUUGUUUAUAUUAAUUGCUUUACUAUACCAGAGUAAGUGUUCUCUUUUCCGAUUCAAAAAAGCUGGCAAAGCUAUGCUCUUCGUCGGGCUGGAAUGUAAAAUGGCCUAUUCGUGUGUACUGCUUAUGGCCAUUCCUUUCCCUUUCUCGCAGUAUAAUCCCAUCCCAAUAUUCCUCUUUUGUCGGAAAGUGAAUUAAUGCAGCCAGCAGCAC